Messenger RNA from Mesorhabditis belari, 587 nucleotides. The record is from the annotation of a GenBank genome assembly. NCBI's taxonomy places the organism in Eukaryota, Metazoa, Nematoda, Chromadorea, Rhabditida, Rhabditidae.
AUGGAUUUGCCGAGUUCGAAUGACGUGAAACCACCUCCACCACAACCACAAAUGAUCCGAAUCAAGAUGAUGGGCGAGGGAAUCGUGGAGACGGAGCGCAAGCUCCCUCUGUCAGAAAAUGUGAUAACACAGGAGGCUGUCAAAAGUGUGUUUCUCCUCUCUUCGACUUCAGUCGUUGCGUUGCGUUAUGGUGAUAAUGAAGAGGCAAACUGGUGCAAUUUGGAUUCAACUGGCUCGUUUUUGCUUCCGGAUGGCUGGCCAACUAUGGAGUUCUUUCUCGAUUCUCUAUCGCCACCACCACCUCCACCACAACCACAAACGAUCCGAAUCAAGUUGAUGGAGGACGAACUCGUGGCGGUGGAGCACAAAGUAUCUUUGUCGGGAAAUGUGAUACCACAGAAGGCUGUCAAAAAUAUGUUUUCCCUCCCUCCGACUUCGAUCGUUAGGUUGCGUUAUGGUGAUAAUGAAGAGGCAAACUGGUGCAAUUUUGAUUCAACUGGCUCGUUUUUGCUUCCUGAUGGCUGGCCAACUAUGGAGUUCUUUGUCGAUUCUCGUUUGCCACCACCACCUACCACCACAACCACAAG